This is a messenger RNA of Eimeria mitis, 2937 nucleotides long. RefSeq lists its product as uncharacterized. Lineage: Eukaryota; Apicomplexa; Conoidasida; Eucoccidiorida; Eimeriidae. The record is from RefSeq and is a predicted model, not a curated record. Bases 1 to 2937 code for a protein of 978 amino acids. The transcript has 4 exons.
AUGAGACAGAGGCGAUCCCCGCACUGUCUUUAUAUCACUGCAGCAGCAACAGCAUUAGGAGCAGCAACAACAGCAGCAGAGGCAGCAGCAGCCUCAACACCAUCAUCAACAACAACAGCAGGAGCAGCAACAACAACAACAACAGCAGCAGCAAUAGCAGCAGCAACAGCAGCAGCAGCAGCAGCAGCAACAGCAGCAGCAGCAGCAGCAGCAGCAAGGCACAGAGGCGGGAUACCGCGCAGACAGCCUGUGGCUUCAAGGAUGUUUCGGCGGCGUUCAUCGUCAGACCUGAAGCUGGUGCCGUUGGGGGGGGGAGGAGACACGCGGGGAUCGUUCGAUCCCGUGCUGGUGAACUUGUUGUCUUCUGGGCUGCAUGCGGGAGCAGCAGCAGAAGCAGCAGAAGCAGCAGAAGCAGCAGCAGCACAACUCUCCUGCUCUUCUCGCUGUCCUCUCUAUACUUCUGCUGCUGCAGCUGCUGCUGCUGCUGCUGCUGCUGCUGCUGCUGCACACACACUACAUACACACACACACUUCCUUGAUACGCAGCAAGAGCAGCAGCAGCAAGAGCAGCAGCAGCAAGAGCAGCAGGAAGAGCAGCAGCAGCACGAGCAGCAGCAGCAGCAGCAGCAGAGAGAGGAGCAGCAGCAGCAGCAGCAGCAACACGAUGUAUAUGAUGUUUCCUCUACGCUGCUGCUGCUGCAGCAGGAGCAGCACAGCAUCAAGCGGCGCACAGGCAUUCUCCAUGGCUUGCAUCAGCCUCACCACCACCAGCUGCUGCUGCAGCAGCAGCUGCAGCAGCAGCAGCAGCAGCAGCAGCAGCACUUGUAUGCACACCAGACAGAGGAGGAGCUGCAGUGUCGUCUUGCUCUGAACUGCUGCAGAGCAGCAGCACACACCCCGGCUGCUGCUGCUGCUCUGAGCAGCUGCAGCAGCAGCAGCAGCAGCAGCAGCAGCAGCAGCAGCAGCAUCGAAGACAUCAUACAACCUCAUCCGUAUGCUGGGAGGUCCUGCUUAGCAGCAGCAGCAGCAGCAGCAAGUGCACAUGCAGAUGCAGCAGCAGAACCACCAACGGCAGAUGCAGCAGCAGCAGAAGCUGCAGCAGCAGCCAUUGUGGAGAAUGCGCCCUUCAGUCUAGGGAGCGGAGACAGCAUUGUCUGUGUGGAUCAGCGCGGGGACAGCAGCUCAGAGGAGGAGACAGACGAGGAGACAGGAGACAUGCAGCAGCAGCAGCAGCAGCAACAGCAGCAGCAGCAGCAGCAGCAACAGCAGCAGCAGCAGCAGCAGCUGCUGCCGCUCAACGCCAUCAGCCUCUUCAAUACACCUGCUGUCUCUGCUGCUGCAGAAGGAGCACCGCCACUCAGACCCUACGACCUCCCGCUGCAGCAGCAGCAGCAGCAGCAGCAGCAGCCGAAGCAGCAGCAGCAGCAGCAGCAGCAGACGUUCCCGCAUGGGUUACAGCCGCUGCUGCUCCCUCAACGCCAAGACACAGCCACCUCCCUGCAGCAGCAGCAGCAGCAGCAACAGCAGCAGCAGCAGCAACGGAUUAUCAGUCUCUUGGCAGAUGCAGUUACAGACCAGGAGCUGCAGCAGCAGCAGCAGCUGCUGCUGCAGCAGCAGCAGCUGCUGCUGUCCUCCGCCAUACUGAGGAUCGAACAAGGCCAGUGGAAUAUGCAAAACAUUACGAAGCAGCUGCAGCAGCAGCAGCAGAAGCAGCUGCAGCAGCAGCAGCAGAGCUGUCCGUUCCGGGGGGGGAUUUCUCCACAUGCAGCACUGCAGCAGCAGCAACAUGAACUGCAGCAGCUGCAGCAGCGGCUGCAGCAGCAGAUCCAGCAGCAGGAGCAGCAUCUGCAGCAAAACUUCUUACAUCGUCAGCAUGCUGCUGGCAUGCAUUCUGUUCUGCAGCAGCAGCAGCAGCUCCAGCUGCAGCUGCAGCAGCAGCAGCAACUGCUGCAGCACCAGCUGCAGCAGCAGCAGCAACUGCUGCAGCAUGUCCUUCAUACACAAUACCCAGCGAAGCAGCAGCAAAUAACAAACCCGCAGAUAGACUGCUGCGACGUGCAGCAGCAAGCGGACUGUGCGUUGCUGCAGCGGCGACAGCAGCAACAGCGACAGCAGCAGCAGCAGCAGCAGCAGCAGCGACAGCAGCAGCAGCAGCAACAGCAGCCUAUUUGGUGCUCCUUGUUGCAGUCUCAAGGAGCGGCCUCGCCCCUAGGGCUGCUGCAGCUGCAGCAGCAACGGCAGCAUUUGCUGCUGGACUCGCAGCAGCGCACUGGGGAGCUGCAGCACGACAGGUGCUCUCUACCGCAGCAGCAGCAGCAGCAGCAGCAGCAGCAGCAACAGCAAGAGGAGCUGCUGCCCCUAAAGCAACCGCUAGGCUCUGCUGCAUCUCUAUCAACCUCUCUAAAGUCUGUGAACCCGAGCCAGCAGCAGCAGCAGCAGCAGCAGCAGCAGCAGCAGCAGCAACAGGAGCAGGAGCAUUCUCAGCCUCAGCCCGAGCUGUGGCAGCAGCACCAGCAGCAGCCGCAGCAACAGCAACCGCAGCAGCAGCAGCAGCAGCAGCAGCAGCAGCAGCAGCUGCUGCGCCGCAAGUCGCUGCGGCGGCGAGAAGAUUCGGCUGUCUCCGCGGGGGUGUCUCCGUUGACGGGGCGAAGCGCCAGGCGCCCCCACAGACACAGGAAAACACGAGGUGCAGCAGCAGCAGCAGCAGCAGCAGCAGCAGCAACAGCAGUAGCAGCAGCAGUAGCAGCAGCAGCAGCAGCAGUAGCAGCAGCAGCAGCAGCAGCAGUAGCAGUAGGAGGAGCAUUAGGAGCAUUAGCAGUAGCAGUACGAAAAGCAACAGCAGUAGCUGCAGCAAUAGCAGCAGCAGCAGCAGCAGCAGCAGUAGCAACAGCAAAGCCAGCAGCAACAGCAUAUCAGCAGCAGCAGCAGCAGCAAUAG